Setaria italica (foxtail millet) is the source of this 1592-nucleotide messenger RNA. RefSeq lists its product as uncharacterized. The transcript has 3 exons. The coding region runs from base 341 to 1384 and encodes 347 amino acids. The record is from RefSeq and is a predicted model, not a curated record. NCBI's taxonomy places the organism in Eukaryota, Viridiplantae, Streptophyta, Magnoliopsida, Poales, Poaceae.
UUCUUCACUUUUUGUGUCAGGACAACAUCCAGCCAUCCAAGGCAUCCAGCCGUCCUCACUCUGGCGAAGUGGCGAUCAACGCCACCGCGCACGCCUCGCCUCGCCUGCCGCUUCCUACUCCGGCGAGGGCGGGCGAGCUGCUUGCUCCGACCGCUUCUAGCCCCAGGCCCUUCGUAGCCGACGAGAGAAGACCUAGGCGCGGCGUCUGGGGACUCGAGGGAUCGAAAUCAUCUCGGCCGCAUUGGUGAAUGGUGAGGGCUUUCCGGCCAGGAGUUCAGACCUGUAGCCAGGUCCAGCUCAUCACGUUGACGAAACCAAUUUGGUUCUCCCGGCAAGGUUGAUGGUGCGAUUCGGUAACAUUGCCUACGACUUACCACGGCACAUUGUCCGUAAGACCCUCGUAAACCUCCAAGGAAAGCCAUGUCCAGACCCUGUGUGCACAGUGGCAGAAUACACUGCUCGCCACCCAGUGGUUGUGCCAGUGCCAAGUGAGGGUGUCCGGCUGGUUGGUGAGAAGCUCGGGAGGUGCUUCUCCACGACCAGCGAGCCAGGUAUGAAGCUCAUCUCGUCUCUCACCACAGCGCUAAAAGAGUUCCACGAUUCUGACAUCUGUGUGUCUGGCUUUGAUGAGUCCAACAUGGUGGUAGCCGAAGACACCAAAGAGUUGCUGUUCAUUCCUACUGAGUCUGACAAGAUUGAGCCACCACGGAAUCUCGGCCCUGGUGAGUAUAUGAUUCCUGGGCAGUUGGUGUUCCCUGAACCUGGGAAGCUCAAGUUCAGAGACGUGAUGUUUCAGCAGAGCACUCCUGGUGGUAUCCGAGCUAACUACUUGGAUGCUCACGCCUUCAUCACCAAGAACCUCCUUCAGCCAGGGAUACGUGUCCCUGAUGACAUCAAGCACCAGCUGAAGCUCAUGAAGUCUCCUGAGUCGGCAACCAUGGGCCCCCUCAUCUCCAGGCACGCGUCUGUGGUGCCAUGGGGACUUCGGCGAGGGCUUGUCAUGUCCUACAUCCCAUACAUCCGUCACGUGCUGCCACAUGUUGACCCUGCUGCUGAGGCGACGGUUCUCAGUGAGAUGCCGUACCUUGAUGAUUGGAUUGAGAGAGCAAAGAACAACAAGCUCCUAGAGCUCUUCUUCAACCACCGCCGAGACAAGUAUCGUGCAGAUGCAACUGGUUUGCUCGAUUUCUUCUACGAUAUCUCAAUCAAUAAGAUGGAGUGGUGCUGGUCUCGCUGUUUCAAACCUGAUGGUGGGUAUCCACCUGGUGAAUCUGGGUACAAGCCUGAUGAGACUGAGAUUGUGAUGACGGUGACAUACCCUGAGUUAAUGCCCAAGAUCCAGGAGUCACUCUGGAAGACGAACCACCUGCAGAAGGCACGAUAAUCAUGAGUGUUGCUUGGGUUAUUAUGUUCUAACGCAACUCCAUAUAUAUGAGCUUUAUGACAUUUGAGUUAGCUUGGAAUCCUUCUUUUGUUGGGGUUGAGGUGUGCUAGACUUGAAAAGAUGCGGGUUAUGAAUUAUUCAUAUUGUCCCAAAAUGCGAAUUAUGAAUCUGAAUUCAGAUGCCCCAUUUAUGUUGCCUUUAUGUUUCA